AUGUCCUUCCUCGCUGGGCUUUGCGGGUGCUUCACCCGCGACGAUGUGUCCCCCAAGGCCUCAUCCCAACCGGAGAUGCAGACAGCUGCUUCACAAAGCCGCAACCGCAUUGGCGUUCAAACAGGCCGCUUUAUCCUCUCCGAAGAGGGCGACUUCAUCCGCGCAGAUGGUCCUUCUGGUGGGCGACCCGGGCUCGGGCCCCCACCCAAUGACUCUGACCUGGGGGGCUAUGCCAGCGUGGUCCCGCUUCCCCAAUAUACGCCGCGUCCGAUGAGCAUCCACGAGAAGACGCUCGAAGCUCAUUUGCGUGAUCCGCCCAUGUCAUCGGACUCCACUUUCUCCUGCCAUGACGAGAAACGCCCUUACCUGUACGAUGAGGAGUUAACAUCUGACAGCUCGUCAGCUAUCUCAUAUCCCAGCAGCUAUGGCAACACCUCCACCGCGACGAGGGAGACUCCGCCGCCUCCGUACUCGCCUCGCCAGUCGGUGAUGCUGAGCCGAUCUCGCUCGAUCUCUAUAUCCUCCGCAAUGCUUGUCACUAUCCAGCCCCCGCCGACAGCACGGGUGAAUGGUGCCCACACGGGUCCACCUCCAUCUGAGGCGGAUGAUCAAUCAAUCCGUCGUCGACGGAGAGUCUCCUGGGAGAGCCGCUGA
This is a messenger RNA of Penicillium canariense, 654 nucleotides long. RefSeq lists its product as uncharacterized. The record is from RefSeq and is a predicted model, not a curated record. Lineage: Eukaryota; Fungi; Ascomycota; Eurotiomycetes; Eurotiales; Aspergillaceae. The transcript has a single exon. Bases 1 to 654 code for a protein of 217 amino acids.